GGUGAGGUCGAGCACAGCAAAGCAAUUACACAGAGCUACUGAAAACAAACGGCUUGGUUAGCACUGCUGAAUCAUCGGAGAGAACAGGCUGGACACUCAUUGAAAUAAAGCGCUAGUGUGGGGCUAGAUCUGAAAACUGCGUGCCAGCAACUUCAACUUUAUUACAAGCGGGGCCGGCUGAACUGUAGUUAACAAGAAGAUUUCAGAAGUCAGGGAGCCUAGAAUAACGCGCACAACAUGAAGACAAUCUCAGCUAUCGUUUUAAUCGCCUUGCUGUCUGUCUGGACACAAGCAAGCAACAGCAUCCCAUUAUCAGAGACAGAAGACCAGGAUAGACAACAACAUCUUUCCAGUGUGACUGAUCAACAGACAGCUGUCAAUACAGAGGAGCACAGUCCACUGAAUUCCCUGCUGCUGCGGGAGAAAAGACAAAGCCACUUCCCAAUCUGCCUGUACUGCUGCAACUGCUGCAAGAACAAGGGCUGUGGCUACUGCUGUCGGACUUAGGAACCAGAGGCCUGGGUCACAUCCUCUUUCAAAUAACUAUUUAUUGUAUGCACAGUAAUUCCAGCCCCACUGAGACCAGACUUUCAACGCUCCCCUUUUAAAAUGAAAUGAGUUAGCAAUUGGAGCUGGGUGUCAAAAGCAAAUCACCGCUUUGUGUGUGAGUGGGCCCUAUAACUGAGAGUGGUGCUUGCAAAUUGAAUGCUGUCAUUGAAGCAAAUGGAAAUUGCAUUGAACUGCACUGGGAUGGGAUCUCUGAAGGAUGGGAAAAACCCUCCACGGGCCAAGCCAUAGACAAUUUAGAUAAUGUACAUGUCAACAUUGAUAAAGGCCAGUCCUGUUCUUCACUAUUCCUGCUUGUCCCCCAAGUCCACUCAAAGCCUAUCAUUCGUCUCAGGUCUCUUGUAAAUUGGUAUUUCUCAAUCAAAAAGGCUGCCUUUUUGAAACCCGCUUUUUAACUUGUCUUUUAAAAAAAAAAAAAAAAAAAAAAAAACCACUGUAAAUUGUUUGCUAUCAAAACUGCUUUUUUGUCUGUUUGUAUAUAAUUGUAUAAUGUGUUUUAAGGGUUCUGUUUUCUAUAACUAUGAAAUAAAAGAAGUUACUUAAAAGGAAA
This is a messenger RNA of Polyodon spathula (Mississippi paddlefish), 1117 nucleotides long. RefSeq names its product hepcidin antimicrobial peptide (gene hamp). NCBI's taxonomy places the organism in Eukaryota, Metazoa, Chordata, Actinopteri, Acipenseriformes, Polyodontidae. Gene Ontology annotation, cellular component: extracellular region. Gene Ontology annotation, biological process: intracellular iron ion homeostasis; defense response to bacterium. The record is from RefSeq and is a predicted model, not a curated record. The coding region runs from base 238 to 507 and encodes 89 amino acids. The transcript is spliced from 3 exons.